Aspergillus melleus is the source of this 759-nucleotide messenger RNA. RefSeq lists its product as uncharacterized. The coding region runs from base 1 to 759 and encodes 252 amino acids. The transcript has 2 exons. The record is from RefSeq and is a predicted model, not a curated record. NCBI's taxonomy places the organism in Eukaryota, Fungi, Ascomycota, Eurotiomycetes, Eurotiales, Aspergillaceae.
AUGGCGCCCAUCCGGCGCUACCUCCGCAUCAGCAAAUACACCAUCCUCGAAUGCCGCAUCUACCUCGACAACCCGUCCGACACGCGCUGGCUCCUCGACUCCCGCGACCCCGUGCUCCCUCGCAUCUUCGCCGCCAUCCGACCGCUAGUCCUCCCGAAACUGCGCGAAGAGAACGAGAGGCUACUUUCGCGCAAGAAAGGCCAUCCCGUCAAGGAUGUGAUCGCUGAAGAUGAGUUCGAGGUUGCGUUGUUUCUUCGGGAGUCGCGGACGCGUCAUUCGCUUCUGACGCGACACAAGGAAUUCGAGGAUCAUGGGUCUGGGGUAGACGAGAAGAAGAAAGGCAACAAUAAGCUCGGGGAGGCAGGCUCGCAGGCAGACAAGGGCAUCCUGGUCGAGAGCGAGAGCGACGAGGAGUCAGAUCUGCGGAACAUUCCCCAGGCGGGCGCGGAUGAAGACGAAGAAGGUGGUGGUGAGAUGCCAGGGAAGCGGAGACGAAGUGGUUCGUCUGGUGACGAGCUGCGUGCGUCGAAACGACCGAAAGAUCAGGAAUGGGCAGACGAGGGUGACGGCGAUGACAAGAAGAUGCGAUUUCGGACCAACUACGAGGGGUUCAACAUCUAUGGCUGGACGCUGUGUCUGCUGGUCACGCGGAAGGGUGGCAGGUCAAGGCCUGGAACGACGCCUUCGGAACCUUCGCGGCAGGCUCUCAUGGAAGAAUGGAUGUCCACGCAGGCACAGGGUGAUGCGGACGAGGAAUGA